Messenger RNA from Colletotrichum higginsianum IMI 349063, 1392 nucleotides. Its product is annotated as FAD binding domain-containing protein. Gene Ontology annotation, molecular function: FAD binding. Lineage: Eukaryota; Fungi; Ascomycota; Sordariomycetes; Glomerellales; Glomerellaceae. Bases 1 to 1392 code for a protein of 463 amino acids. The transcript has 4 exons. The record is from RefSeq and is a predicted model, not a curated record.
AUGGGACCCAGAGCCAUUAUCGUGGGAGGCAGCGUGGCAGGGCUAUCUUUCGCCAAUAUGGUAGAGCAACUCGGCAUUGACUACAUUCUCCUCGAGGCCCACGACACUAUUGCGCCCCAGCUUGGAGCCAGUAUCGGCCUGCUCCCCAACGGCCUGCGCAUCCUCGACCAGAUCGGCUGCUACGAAACUAUCCGGGACAAGGCGGGGGACUUUUACAACCACACAAACUUGCGAGGUGCUGACGGCCGUCCCCUCAUGAGAAAACAGUCCACUAGCCUCUCGGAGCAGCUGGAGGAGAAGACUGGUUACCCGUGCAUCUUUAUAGAUAGGCAAUUCCUCCUCCAGGUCUUGUACGAUAAUAUUAAGGAUAAGGACAAGAUCCUCGCCAGCAAACGCGUCACAGGUGUCGAGGUCACUGCUGUUGGCGUGCAGGUCCAGACGCAAGACGGCUGCACCUACGCUGGCGACUUUCUAAUUGGCGCCGACGGGGUCCACAGCACUAUCCGGAAGGAGAUGUGGCGGCUUGCUAACCAGAUGAGCCCUGGCAUCUUUUCCCCAGACGAAGGGUCGAAGCUCAAAGCUAGCACAAAGUGCAUCUUCGGCAUUUCCCCCCGGCCAGCGACGUUCCCUCACCACGCGCAGGACAUUGUAUUCUAUAAGGGAUGGAGCUACCUAGUCAUUUCGGCGCCAGGAGACCGGGUGUACUGGUUCCUAUUCAGCCCUGUGCCAACUGCGAAUGGCGCAAAUAUACCUAGGUAUACAGCUGAGGACGAGGCUAGCUUUGCAGGCCAGCAUCUCAACGAUAAUAUAACUGAGACAGUGACCUUCCGGGACCUCUACGUCAACCGCCACAUUGCUACACUAGUGCCCCUGCAAGAGCACGUCUUCUUACGAUGGCAUUUCCGAAGGAUCUUUACUAUUGGGGACUCCGCCCACAAAGUACAUCCCAUUACAGCCCAGGGCGGCAACGGCGCAAUAGAGUCGGCGGCAGUGCUGGUCAACGCCAUUUCGCGCAGACUCGACGAGUGUCCGCAGGGCCUGUCCGAAGAAGCUCUCGAGGCUGCGUUCGUCGAAGUCUACGAGCGCCGCUACAACCGCGCGCGAGACGUCGUGAAGCAAGGAGAGCAGAUGCAGUCCCUCACCAGCCUCGAAGGCCCCUUUUCGGGCCUGCUGAUUCGUUAUCUGGUCCCCCUGUUUGGGGACGCGCUCUUCCUCAAAUCGUUCCUGAAGACCUCGCUGGCGGGUCCCCGAAUCGACAAGAUUGACCUCCCCAAGAGACCGCACGCUGUUCAGUUCAAUGAUGAGAAGGUCGAUCAGGCAGGGGGUUAUUCCUGGGUGCUUUGGAGUGCCGGCGCGCUUGUUUCAGGGCUUCUUGUAAUGUUCUUCUACUAG